UUCUCUCUUAGCCCUCUAAACAGCGUCGUUUCAUCUCGCCACUCUUUAACGACAGUCAGUUAUGUCUCCGUCAACGGCGGCGACUUUCCUCGGCCCCAUUUUAGCGUUUGACGCCGCCGUCUCUACCGCAAUUCACACGGCGGCGAAGCCGUUCCUCCCGCCAUUCAUCCUCAUUCUCCUGGAGAUCUCCGCCGACUUCCGAUUCUCCUUCCCGGUCUCCCUAUCCCUCCUCCUCUCCCCUCCACUGCGCCAUUUCCUCGUCCCCUUCCUCCUCGGCCUCCUCCUCGAUCUGAUCUUCGUCGGGAUCGUCAAGCUGAUCUUCCGCCGCGCCCGUCCCGCUUACAAUCACCCCUCGAUGUCCGCGGCGGUCUCGGCCGAUCACUACUCGUUUCCCUCGGGCCACGCGUCACGCGUCUUCUUCGUCGCCGCGUCGGUUCACUUCUUUACUCGUUCGUCGUCUCAAAUGGCUUCUCCGAGGAGCGAGACGUUCUUAGACGGGUGGGUGAGGGAUGGUGGAGAGGGAGUUGUGAAAGGAGAGGUUUUGGUGGGGGUGUGGAUCUGGGCUACGGUGACAGCUGUGUCGAGGAUUCUGUUGGGGAGGCAUUACGUGCUCGACGUUGCUGCUGGUGCUUGCUUGGGUGUUCUAGAAGCUCUCUUUGCUCUUCGGUUUCUGAGGUUCGAACAGGUCUUAGAGUGGUAAGAACAAUGUUUAUUGUUAUUGAUGUAAUGGUUUGCGACAUCAAUUGGAUUUUUAUUCGAUUACAUUGUCAAAACAAUGGUUCAGUUUAUGUUUCGUGAAUUCAAAGUUUGUGUUUUUUUUUUGGUUUUACUACAUGCUCUUGUAUGAAAUGAAAUAUUGUGUUAAAUGAAAAUACUUGUUCGUUGUG
Raphanus sativus (radish) is the source of this 887-nucleotide messenger RNA. RefSeq names its product probable lipid phosphate phosphatase beta. Bases 62 to 700 code for a protein of 212 amino acids. Lineage: Eukaryota; Viridiplantae; Streptophyta; Magnoliopsida; Brassicales; Brassicaceae. The transcript has a single exon. Gene Ontology annotation, molecular function: sphingosine-1-phosphate phosphatase activity. The record is from RefSeq and is a predicted model, not a curated record.